This is a messenger RNA of Lotus japonicus, 593 nucleotides long. RefSeq names its product anaphase-promoting complex subunit 13. Bases 174 to 371 code for a protein of 65 amino acids. Gene Ontology annotation, cellular component: anaphase-promoting complex. NCBI's taxonomy places the organism in Eukaryota, Viridiplantae, Streptophyta, Magnoliopsida, Fabales, Fabaceae. The transcript has 4 exons. The record is from RefSeq and is a predicted model, not a curated record. Gene Ontology annotation, biological process: protein K11-linked ubiquitination.
UAAAAUAAUUUUAACGUUAAAAAUUUAUGAUUGUAAAAGUAGCACACUAUGUAUUAAGAAAUUUGUUAGAUUAGCAAUUUGAAAUCUUUAUUUUGUGCUCAGUUUGAGAGACAGGGUUGAAGUUUCAGAUUGAUCAAUCCUCUCAGGAAUACAGUGUGGUGAGAAGGUGAAAAAUGGCUGAAGUGAGUUUGGGAAUUCUUAUUGAUGUUGUUGAUGAGGAAUGGAUGAGAGACACUAUUCCUGAUGAUGAUCUUCCCUUACCGCCAACAUUGGUUGUUCGGACAGAUGAUACUGAGGAAACAAAUCAGGAGACACAACACGUUAAUGAGGAUAAAUGGCACGAUCUUGCCUUGGGCCGAGAAGUUCAUUAACUAGUGUCACUCUCAGCAGUGAUGAUGGUGCUUCCAGUUACUGGACGAGGCACCUUCUUCCUAUAUCCCUGAUAGGUUGUAAUGUAUUCAAGUUUAUCGACCUGUUAAGAAAGAUUUUAAGGAAUUCGGGUGUCAUUGCUGAUUUCUUGCUGUCAUGAAUGCAUUCUGUAUUUUGCUAUGUAUUUUGCGGUUUAAUCAAGUUAAGGACAACCCUUACCUAAA